Messenger RNA from Heterotrigona itama, 2870 nucleotides. The record is from the annotation of a GenBank genome assembly. Lineage: Eukaryota; Metazoa; Arthropoda; Insecta; Hymenoptera; Apidae.
CUCCAGGCGGAAUUGUUUUACGUAAGAGAGGGCGUGAUAAACGAGUACGCUAUUAAAUUCGUCGUGCCAGUGCCAGCGCAAGUUCACAAGCUACAUUUCACUUGGGAGAAUCUCGCCGGUAGGCCGUUGCCAUAUACAAUGUCGGUGGACAUCAGCAAUCCGUCAGCUUUGAGUAGCUCGUUGAACAUAUCGCAAGCUGGUGAAAUUCCUCUCGGCGGGCUACAAACUUGGGCAUUGGCGCUGCAUUGUGGCCCGUACGACGCGGAAGUCGAUCUGAGUCUUCGGAUAAAUGUCUCCCUGUCGAGACGGAACACCACCAGUUUGGACUUCCGACGGAAGAAAAUCUGUUUAAAGGAUAAAAGUAACAUAGGGGCGGAGGAAGUCCACGUCGCCGCUUCCGGAUCCUCUUCAGGCGGACAAAUGUUUUAUGCUGCUAUCGGCUGUGCUUGCGCGUUCAUCGCAGCCAUUUCAGUUCUUAUCAUUGCUUACUAUGUCCGUGAUAAGAAGGCCAGGAGGCAUCGGGAUCCUCUUCACGUUGACGAUGAUCUGAGGGUUCAAAUCACGGACAACGCUUUAGCCAGGGACCUGUUUCCACAAGAUUAUCAUUGCCUCGGCGACAACGAGAAUCGCCCGAUAAAGUGGCUGGCCAUUGAAAGCUUGCUUAAUAAAACAUUCAGCACUGCUUCUGAUGUGGUGAGUAAAAUCGGUCCUGCUUGAGAAUAUUUUUUUUUUUUUUUUUAUCAGCCUAAUACCAGCGAGAAUAUUUUCGUUUGUGCAUACGACAGUAAGAAAUGAAGUAGAUUCAGUAACUUGAAUUUUAAUUUUAAUUAAAUUUUACUUUGAUUUAUUUUAUUCCAUCUCGAUCAACUGAAUUUGAUGCGAAUUUAAUUAUUUAAAUAUAUUACAUUGUUUUUCCUCAAAAAGUUACAUAAUUAAAUUGAUCAAAUUUUGUUGGGCAAUUGCCAAGCUUAGUCCAUUAAUCACUGAAGGACAUUAUGAUUAUUAUAAAAUGGUCAUUAUAGUGUAAUAAUAUAAACUGUUCCAUGGGCUGAGGAUUUUGAUAAGAAAAGUAUGUUACGUAGCGCAAGUUCCAGUGAGAAUUUACACUGAUUUGCUUCUAAAAUGAAAAACUUAAUAGAUAUACUUUUAUCGAUAUUUCAGUGGGCAUUCGGAGUAUUAUUAUGGGAACUGACGACGUUAGCCCAGCAACCAUACGUGGAAGUGGACGCGUUUGAAAUGGCCUCAUACCUCAGAGAUGGAUAUAGAUUAGCACAACCAAUAAAUUGUCCCGAUGAGCUGUUCGCUGUUAUGGCCUAUUGUUGGGCAAUGUCCGCAGACGAAAGACCGACAUUCAGUCAGCUGAUUGUCUGUCUUCAAGAUUUUCAUACUCAAUUGACCAGAUACGUUUAAUCGUCGUAUGACCUUGUCUGUCUUCAAGAUUUCCAUACUCAAUUGACCUUUAAUCGUCGCUAUCGACUGUGCAACUCGUACGAAAAAUAUGUAUUUUGCGUCCGAGAAGCUUCUAAAAACUGUGACUGAGAAAAUAAAAUCGUUGGUAGGACAUGUACAUAUAUAAUGGUAGUACUUAAACAUUAACGUUAAGGUUUAGGUCACGAAAGUUGAGCAAAUAUUAGCGAUAGACAUGUAGUUUCGUAUGCAUUUUAUUAAAAGGAAAAAAGAAGAGUAGUCGAAUCAAACUUUUUAAAAGUCGCAGAACUCGUUUUCGUAGAGUUUAUCAUGUAAAUUAUUUUGCCAAGUAUUAAAUAGAUGCAACCAUGUAUUUUCUCUAACAGCUAGACUGCGAAUGUUUACGCAUUUGUAGAAAACUAAAAAUUUCGAAAGUUCACGUACAAGCCUAUGUAGAAGUAUGUAAAAUCCAAAGCAUAAUAAUGUAGCUUUUAUUAUAUCAACUUUGAAGUUGAAGUUUUAUUUAAUAUUAAAUAUCAUGUAACGAUGCUCAUAAUUAGAUUCUGCAAAUUUUUAUACAUUUAUGUGAAAUUUGGAGAUGCAGAAAUGCACACAAUGCAUGUUAUAUAACACUAUAAAAUAUCCAGAAUGAUAAUAAAUAAAUAAAUAAAAUAUUAUGAUAGUUAAUAAAUUUAGAUUCCAUCUUCAUAGAUAUUCAUAAAAAUUUAAAAUAUAUGCAUAAAAAUUCGCUUAUAAUUUAUAAUAACAAAAAUAUUAUGUUUUAUUAGGUAUGUUAUGUUAUUUUAUAAUAUAUUGUAUAAUCUCAAGGUGAUCUAAAGUUGGCUAGGCAAGGGUUUAAUAAAUAAAAUAGAUCUCUAUUUAGAUCUCAUUUUUUUUUAGUUAAGUUUAUAAAAGUAUGAAAUUGCACGAACAUUCGCAAUCUAGUAAUAGCGUCCAGUAACAAGUCACCGUAAAAGUUUGACGUAAUGCAUAAUUUAUUUCUACUUAAGUUAAGACUGAAUGUAAGUUUAUUUGUUUGAUGAUAUACAUAUUUACGCAACUACUAACAAGCAAUAUUUUUUUGAUGAUUGAAAUUAUUAAAUUAGAGAAAAAUAUUAAAAGAAAAAAGGUGAACCACGUAUUCAUGCUCAUAUCUUUUAUGCACGUAUUCUUUACAAUUGCAUUAUUUUUUUAAAUUUUUCUUUACAUUUGUUAAGUUAUAUUUAUAUUUUUUACAAUUACACUAUUUUAAAAAAUUUUUUUUCUUUGUCAAAUUUUCCCACUUUACUUUUUUUUCAGUUUACGCGAAAAAGUAUUAGAUUAAUGAUUAAUAAUUGAUGAAUUUAAAAAACAUUUCCAAUUUAGAAACUAAGGUAGAAUUUAUCGCAUGAAAUAUAAGGAAAACAAAGUAAACUUUACAAAAUUAAAAUUUAUAUAUUUUUUAAGCCAGUCAUUUUGCUGCC